Molecule: messenger RNA, 2519 nt
Organism: Ectocarpus sp. CCAP 1310/34
Lineage: Eukaryota; Phaeophyceae; Ectocarpales; Ectocarpaceae
Source: the annotation of a GenBank genome assembly
GGAGCUGGAGGUCCUUACUGCUGUGCAGUGAGCGCUGGCUAGCGUCAUGCGGUCGUGCGCGGUUGCGGCAUUCUUCUUGGCGAGCGUGGUCGAGUCGUUCCACGUCAGUACCGUCGGGAGGCCGCAUGAGUUUCACAGUAUCAGGAGUAGCAGCAGGGCCAGUACUUCGGUUUUCCCCUUGCGUAUGGGCGCGCCGUCGCUACCAAACGCCGAGAGCUUGAGGAAAACGGUUGCGAGCACGGCGGCCGCGUUGCUCAUCGCUUUCUGCCCUGCGGUGGCCUCGUACCAGCAUGCUUUCGCCGCUGAUAGAGCCGGGGCGCAGGAGCUGUCUCCUGCGGAGAUGCUCGUCAAGAAGACGACUGACAUGCAGAGAAAGAGGCUGAAGGACGAGUCCCAAAAGCAGCUCCAGGGGGACGUCACUAUGCAGGAAGGGGAUCUUAUCGCGAGGGUUCUGGUAUCAAUCAAGCAAGACCUGUACGACCUGGGGGCUCCGGACACGACCGGCUUUCCCGCGGUGGACACCGACGAGGCGAGGCUGAUCGUGGCCGCCUUCGGGAAGGACGGUCCGCCGGUGGCGGCGAAGCGGCUUACCGUCAAGGGGAGGCAGUUCCCGGUCACGGUUGAGCUGACCGCGGACGACCUGGCCUUCCCCUUAACGAAGGACGCGUGGAGGCUAGACAGCCGUUCGAAGGAGGACAUCGGGCUGGCCGUAGAGAUCGACCCUGACGGGAAGGCGGCCACGCUCGACGCGGAGAGCCUGACGGGGUACGGCGUCAGCAAGCCGUUGCGCAUUGGGGCACAGCUGGAGCGCACGGAGGCCGCCGUAGAAUUGGUCGCCAACCCGCAGCUUAAGGAGAGGGCAGAACAGGCACUGCCUAACGAGGGUAUCCAGCAGCUCGAGCGCGUGGACGCGAUGCUGGACUACAAGGAGGCCGCGGCGUCCAAGGGCGGGAGGGCAGGAAGGCCCUUUGGAUGAUGCCUGAGUUUGCACGUCAUGGGAGUUCCAUCGUGAGGGCGUGCGGGCGGCCGGUCGGGUCUUGGGCCCCUGUUCAGUUUUCGGGGGCGUACAUUGGCUGGGCUGCUGCUGCUCGCUGGCGGGACCGCUCGGGCAGCGAGCGUUGAACUGACGGUAGGGGGUCACGAGGUCGGCGAGGGUAUGCAGCAGAGCAUGAAGCCGCUCGUGCCGGGGUGAUGUGGGGCGACGCCAGGGGGCGGCGGCGGUGAUAGCGAAGCUUAGCGUGCAAGGCAGAAGCCCGGUGUGUGGUGUCAGCAGCGACCUAUCUCGGUGAUGCGAUGUUUCGCGCAGGGGUGCGACCGCUCGCCGCCGCUUGAUGUUGUGCUGAGCGUCCUGCCUGUUUAGCCUGCAACUUUAGAUAACGGUUUUCGUUUGGAUGUUUAGCGGCCUUUUAAUCUAUCUCCGCGGGCGGCCGUCAGAUUAUGGAGAGGUCUUGGGUUCAUGCUCGGGACGGCGAAAGUUGCUUUUUUUUUGUCCUCUCGACACAUGUAUUCAUCGUAUCCCACAGUGCUUUGGCUUUGGAAAGGGGGAGAAUACGUGCAUCAAGCACGACAUGUAAACGUUAAAUACAUGCGAUCGGAUGCGUUGAUCAAGGAUGGACUUGAAAGUGCAGAGCUUGGCGUCGGGGUUCGACGAAGGCUUGGGAAGAGAAUAAACAUGGGUCGAAAUAACCCUCCCUGACGUGCGCGAUAGGUUUGCCCUUUCUUCUUUUUCGUGUGUCUUUUGCGUUAACCGUGUUCUUUAGCCCUUGCCCGACCCAACUCGUUGGCUAUUAGUGUUCGCGGCGACCCCAAGGCAGGUUGACCGACGGGGGGGGGGGGAUACUCAUAGUCGUGNCUCGCAUCCCUACAAAGCCGGGACGGAGUAUGCCAGGUUCUCACGGGACCAGGUGACUGCUGUUGUGUUGUUGGUGUUUGCGUCGCCUUCUGCAUCGGUGUUUGGUUGGCGGUCGCUAGGAGCGCUAGGUAGCAGGACAGAGAGGACACAGCAGCAGCAUCGGGUGACGAGAGUAGUAGUUAGUUGUGGGAAGAGGAGACAAAGGCAAACGCCCGAGCGAACAAGUAAAAUCACAGGCCAAGAGCAUGAGAACCAGUGAAGUAUUUUUGCUUGUUCGUCGACGUUCUGUUGCGGUUGCGUUAGAGGUUUUCGUGACUUGUCUUUUUUGGUCGGCUCAUGGGUGAAUCGUUUUCAGUUUUUAUCACCUACCCAGCCUACGCGCACCCCUGAUCUUGCAAUACCGGGACAUUGGGGAGGGUGGGGCCUGUGCCCCCCCCCCCCCCAAUCGUCGAACCGCUAAGGCAGGCAAAACAUGAGUACCCCCCCCGGAUCCCGAAGGACACGAUGGUUGCAGACGGGGAGAAAGACGAAUCGGGUCCGCCGCUUGGCUUUAAGGACUGCGCUUGCACGUGAAGUUUUACAACAAGGGGUAGCACGCACUUGUUGUUUCCGUCGCCCGCGUUUUACUCAAGUCUACUAAGUCUACUGCUGUAGACUACACCAAGUG